AUGAGUGGCGGUCUUCGUCAUAUCGAAUUCCGUGGUAACACUAUCUGCAACAAGAUUCUCCCGGCAUUCAUCUUCAGUUGUACUAAUCUUACAGAUAUUGUCAUCCCUACUAAUUGCGAAACUAUUGACUCAUCAUCACUGAGCAGCACUAGUAUCAGUCAUCUUUUACUUUCCGACAGUGUUUAUACCCUUGGUGACCAGUGCCUGAAAGACUGCCGUGAACUUGUUUCUCUUGAUAUCAGCAACAAUAAAUCACUUAAAGACUGCAUUAAUCUUUGUCACAUCACUAUCCCAUCUAGCAUUGUCUUUAUUGGUGACAAUGCAUUCCGAAACUGUCCCCUUCUUAUUUUAGGUGCUCUUAUCCAGAACAAAUCUAACAAAACACUUGUUUCUCUCCUUUCAUCGAGUGUUCUUUAA
Molecule: messenger RNA, 417 nt
Organism: Trichomonas vaginalis G3
Lineage: Eukaryota; Parabasalia; Trichomonadida; Trichomonadidae
Product: ribonuclease inhibitor domain-containing protein
Exons: 1
Coding region: 1-417 (138 amino acids)
Source: RefSeq, a predicted model, not a curated record